Hibiscus syriacus is the source of this 1106-nucleotide messenger RNA. RefSeq names its product zinc finger protein ZAT3-like. The transcript has a single exon. NCBI's taxonomy places the organism in Eukaryota, Viridiplantae, Streptophyta, Magnoliopsida, Malvales, Malvaceae. The record is from RefSeq and is a predicted model, not a curated record. Bases 180 to 1106 code for a protein of 308 amino acids.
CUGAAGCAUAAUCCAAACGUAACCACCCCAUGUUUCCGACAUCCAACUGAAAAAAACCGCCCACUUCAUAACUUCCCUGUCCCAUAACGCAAGUAACUGCCAACACUUCUACAUAAACAGGACAUCAACCAUUUUUACAAAUUUUCCCUCUUUCAACUCUCCAUUGAUGUCUUCUGAAAAUGAACGAAAUCACCGAAUCUGAUCCCGGAUUUCGAUUCCUUUCUUCUGUUACUCAACAUAACAUCCCGGACUUGCCUUCUUUGCCCAGCAAUGUUGUGAGUUACGAACCGAAGCCCCGGAAGAAACGCUCCAAAUUGAUAAAGAUUGGUGUUGGUGGAUUCCCGACUAGUUCUAGCACCGUUUCCAGGCCUAAAUAUGCCAAAAAACCUGACCCUUCUGCACCAAAGAUUACACCACCUUGUAGUGAAUGUGGGAAGAAGUUUUGGUCAUGGAAAGCACUUUUUGGACACAUGAGAUGUCACCCUGAGCGACAGUGGCGUGGAAUUAACCCCCCUCCGAAUCAUUGCCGUCCUGUCAAACCGACAAAUAGUACGGAGGCCUUGAUGACGGAGGACGAACACGAAGUUGCAGCAUCCUUAUUGAUGCUGGCUAAUAGUGCCCCCGCCAGUGAGAGCAAAUGCGGUACAAGUUAUAAACCCGGGGUUCAAGAAACCGAAAUUUUCCCCAUAAACUUCCAGUUCGAAUGCUCGAGUUGCAAGAGGGUUUUCGGGUCACGUCAAGCACUGGGAGGGCACAGGGCUAGCCACAAGAACGUCAAGGGUUGUUUCGCGAUAACAAGAAGUGACGGCUACGAUGACGACGACAUGGCUAAAGAAAAUGUGGAAGACAAUAGUAGGUUGAUGAUAGUUUGGGGUCACAAAUGCAGCGUUUGCUUGAGGGUGUUCUCUAGCGGUCAAGCCUUGGGUGGGCAUAAGAGGUGCCAUUGGGAGAAAGGGGACGAUGAGACAUCACUGAACCAAGGGCUCAACCUUUUGGCAGCAAAGCAAGAUUGUGGCUUGGACCUGAAUUUGCCCGCUCCUGUUGAAAAUGAUUCAUCUCCUUCAUAUUCUUCGACCUUAGCUUUGGAUUUAAGGUUAAGUCUGUAA